CCCUGCUGUCCCUUCAGACCCCAGGCUCCAGAUUCCCUUGGCCCAGCUAUGGGGAAAGGCAGAGCUCCCACCCUCGGCCUGGCCCUAGUCCUGGCCCUGCUCCUGACCCCAGGGGAAUGCAGCUUCUGCCCGGGCGUGAGUCCAGGGAUCCUGGCUGGGAUCGUGCUUGGAGAUCUCGUGCUGACCAUCCUCAUCGCCCUGGCUGUUUACUAUCUGGGCCGCCUUGUGCCUCCAGGUCGGAAUGCCCCAGAGGCUUCCAAGAAACAGAGAAUGGCAGAGACGGAGUCCCCCUAUCAGGAACUCCAGGGCCAGAGAGGAGACGUCUACAGCGACCUCACUCCCCAGCAUGGAUUCUACAGAUGAGUCAGGACUCGGCCCUGAGGAUGCCAGGGUGGGAAGCUUACCGCCUCUGACCCCCAGAACCCACUAACCCCCUACAGCUCCCUGUUCUUGUCAGUGGCCUCAGGAGCCUUUCCCCCUCCCAUCAUUCGUCUCACAAUAAACAUGGAGCAGAGACCUGA
Messenger RNA from Antechinus flavipes (yellow-footed antechinus), 521 nucleotides. It is a transcript of the gene TYROBP, whose product is annotated as transmembrane immune signaling adaptor TYROBP. The transcript has 4 exons. Lineage: Eukaryota; Metazoa; Chordata; Mammalia; Dasyuromorphia; Dasyuridae. Gene Ontology annotation, molecular function: signaling receptor binding; phosphatidylinositol 3-kinase binding. Gene Ontology annotation, cellular component: membrane; cell surface. Gene Ontology annotation, biological process: negative regulation of B cell proliferation; positive regulation of phosphatidylinositol 3-kinase/protein kinase B signal transduction; negative regulation of transforming growth factor beta1 production. The record is from RefSeq and is a predicted model, not a curated record. The coding region runs from base 49 to 363 and encodes 104 amino acids.